Messenger RNA from Salvia miltiorrhiza (redroot sage), 862 nucleotides. RefSeq names its product tetraspanin-19-like. The transcript has 5 exons. The record is from RefSeq and is a predicted model, not a curated record. Gene Ontology annotation, cellular component: membrane. The coding region runs from base 192 to 755 and encodes 187 amino acids. Lineage: Eukaryota; Viridiplantae; Streptophyta; Magnoliopsida; Lamiales; Lamiaceae.
CAAAAAUGGUACCUUACCUCAAACUCUGCAGUUUGCAGCCCUUUAAAAAUAGUAACCCAAGCAAAACAUGCAUAUAAUCGUCGAACUAUUGCGAGACUAGUUAUAGUAGUCUCACCAACAAACCUUACCUACCAAUUAUUCUUGUCUUGGUUUGCAAAAACCCAUAAAGAGAGAAGCAUAGAUGAGCAGAAAUGGCUAAUAAUCUCCUGAGAUUAUCUCUGCAAGUGUGGAAUUCGGGCAUGGGGCUGGGCGGCGUUGCUACAACUUUUUAUGGCAUUUUGAUCUUCAGAGCUGCUGGAGCACAAAGUUCGUCUUCUCACCAUAUUACUAUACCAUGGUUUUUUCAUGCGUUUCUUUUUGUGGGUAUUGUGUUGUGCGCAGUAAGCUGCUUAGGCCAUUUCGCUGCAAAGACUGCAAAUACCUGUUGCCUCUCUACUUACGUAGGUAUUAUCCUAGUGCUGCUCACAUUGGAGUUUGUGAUGAUGACAGAUGCAUUCUUCAAUCCUAAGUGGAUAAAGGACUUACUAGUACCAGUAAACCAAUCUGGCAAAUUGGAUGAGUAUGUCUUGAAAUAUCUGGCUUUCAUGGUUUUCCUACUACAGGCUAUCUGCGUCUUAUUGGCAGCUCUAAGCAUUCAUGAUAAUAUAACAGACGAGGAGGUUGAUGGCUAUGAAAGUGAAUACCAAGACCAAGAUGAGCAACCACUUUUGUACUCCGUAGCUCGAUGGCAACACUCGGAGCGUUAUAUCGUCUGAAAAUUACUCCAUACACAUCACAGUCAACAUUGAGAUCGAAAUCAAGUAUAUGUAUGUAUUCAAGAUUAAUGGAGGCCGGGCUGGGGAAACAUUUCUCCACCGACUCA